This is a messenger RNA of Callorhinchus milii (elephant shark), 2313 nucleotides long. It is a transcript of the gene dhrs12, whose product is annotated as dehydrogenase/reductase (SDR family) member 12. Lineage: Eukaryota; Metazoa; Chordata; Chondrichthyes; Chimaeriformes; Callorhinchidae. The record is from RefSeq and is marked provisional.
ACAGGUAGUUGCAUCAAACCCCAGAAUCAGUCAGAGAGCACCAGUCAACCUUCAGCCCUGACUGGGGCUGAACUCUGCUCCUCUGCAACUGGGACCUCUACUUGAAAGGAUAUUGGGAGAUGUAGUUGAAACGGAUUGGUGAUGCAUUUGCAGAGGUGGAUAUGAAGCUGCAGCGAAGCAGUUUACUCCAAAGGAUCUUGAUGUCAACAUUACAGGCAGGUCCUUCAUGAUCACUGGAGGUAACAGUGGAAUCGGCAAAGCCACGGCAUUAGAAAUUGCGAAAAGAGGGGGAACGGUUCAUCUUGUUUGCAGAAACAAAGAGCGAGCUGAAGCAGCCAAAGAGGAGAUAGUGAAAGAGAGUAACAAAGAGGAAAUCUUUGUGCAUAUUCUUGAUAUGUCCAGGCCCAAGAUGAUCUUGGAAUUUGCAGACAAAUUUCAGCAAGAAAAUAACAAACUUGAUGUUUUGAUUAACAACGCAGGCUGCAUGAUCAAUCAGAGAGAGUUGACCGCAGAUGGAUUGGAGAGUAACUUUGCCACAAAUACUUUGGGUACAUACAUUCUCACUACCGCGUUGAUGCCUCUUUUGAAAAAAAAUGAAGCUGCCAGAGUGAUCACAGUAUCCUCGGGAGGAAUGUUGGUUCAGAAAUUAAAUAUCAGUGAUUUGCAAUUUAAGACUGGCCAAUUUGAUGGGACCAUGGCCUAUGCACAGAACAAGCGGCAACAAGUUAUUAUGACGGAACAAUGGGCUAAAAUGCAUAAAGAAAUACACUUCUCCUCAAUGCAUCCCGGUUGGGCUGAUACACCAGCAGUGAGAACUUCCAUGCCUGACUUCUAUGAAAAAAUGAAGAACAGGCUGCGGACAGAGGGUCAGGGGGCAGAUACAGUGGUGUGGCUCGCGAUCUCCAAUGUACAAUCACAGCAUCCCAGCGGACUCUUCUUUCAGGGAAUGGCUGAGCAAAAAGUACAACUUUCUCUUUCCGAGAUUGUUAAAGAAGUAGCUGAGCAACAGGACCGACAGACAGUAGAGGCACAAGACAACAAUAACCUUCUUAGAUACCUCCAGGCCCAAUUAUCUAAACAGGAGAAAGAAAAACAAGUGGUUUUAAAAGAACUCAGAACAAUAGAGAAACAGAUUUACCAGGCAGAAGAUGAGUCAGAGAAUGAGGGUCAACUUUGUACUGACCUGGAGUCCCAGAUAUGGAGCCUGAUUGCAAGCAAUUCAAAGCUGAAAUUUAUCAUUCAAGAAGAAGAAGAAAAGUACGUGAAGUUGCUUUCCGGCUAUGAUAAAUACCGCAAAAAGAUAUUAGCUCACAAAGAGUUUAUUGGCCAGCUGGAAAGCAAGAAUCCAAUAAUGAUGCAGCUUGAAGAAAAAAUGCUAAUGAUGCAAAAGUUAAAAGCAAAAAAGAAGGAGCUGGUGGCAGAUCUUCAGAAUCCUGAAGGAAAUAUCAUAAAACAAGUACAGGGAGAAAUUACAGAUUUAAAGGCCAAGUUAUCGGAAAUAAAAGAAGCAAUCAAUGAAAAAUCUGUUUUAUUGAUCAAGGAACAAGAACGUCAUGCGCAACUUCGGAAAGAAAUAGAGGUUCAGAACAAAAGAUGUGAAGCCAUUCUGAAACGUUUAUAUUGCCAGUUAAAUAAAGUUCAAUCUAACAAGAGACACUGGACCUGGGAUAUGCAACAAAUGGAAAAAACUGCAGCACACUUGAGAAGAUGUCUUGGAAAUGCAGUGUAAAAGUGCUAGUUGGUAAAUUUACUGUGCUAUGCGAGUUUAUAAUGGCGAAAUCUAGUUAAACAUGCAUCUGCCAAGAUUAGUAAACAUCUCUUUCUCCAUUAUAAUGUAUUUAAAGUAAGAAUAUGUUUUCCCCAAUAACACUUUGUAGUUGCUUGGAAAAAAAGUUUUAAAAUAACCAUUUAAAUUUUGAAUAAAUUCUCUUAAGGCUAGGUAAAAGGCAGUCAUUUUAAGAUGUUUAAAUUACACUAUAUUUAAAAUAUAAUUAUAAAUGGGUAAAGGCUUUGUUAUUGUUCUUUAAUGUUGUUAACCUUGUAAAAAUUGGUUAAAAAUGAUUUUAAAAUUAAUGCAAUAUUUCCGCUUUGACAUUUAUGAAUAAUAAACUUGUGAACAAUAACUUGUGGCUUAUUAACCAAUGGCCUUAUGCACUUAUUAGAUAUUUUUCAAACCAUAUGUUACCAAUUGGCCUUGAGCCCAGUUUGGCAAAGUUAGUUAUACAGCUAUUUGACUGUGGGAAUUUUGUUGAAUUUUUGUUUCUCUGCAAAAAUAAGAAUACUAUUGACUCUCAAAUAAAAGAAUUAAAGAGU